GCGGAGCUUAGCGCCGCUGGGGGCGGGGCCAGCUCCGCCGCUUUCCUAGGCGGUCGCUGUGCGGAGCGGGCACGCGCGGACCCUGCACCGGCCGCGGAGCCGCUAUGGGCCCGCCAGGCCCCUGGCGCGGCGCGGCGCAAGCACCGGCUCAGAGCCAGGAUUGAACCUCCAAGAUGGAUGAUCAGGAUCCUGGGGGCAUUAGCCCCCUUCAGCAAAUGGUGGCCUCAGGAGCUGGGGCUGUGGUCACCUCCCUCUUCAUGACACCCCUGGAUGUGGUGAAGGUCCGCCUUCAGUCUCAGAGGCCCUCAGUAGCCAGUGAACUGACACCUCCUUCCAGAUUCUGGAGUUUCUCUUACACCAAAUCACCCUCUACUCUACAAUCCCCAGGGAAGUGUCUCCUCUACUGCAACGGUGUCCUGGAGCCCCUGUACCUGUGCCCCAAUGGCCCUCGCUGUGCCACCUGGUUUCAGGAUCCGACCCGAUUCACUGGCACCUUGGAUGCCUUUGUGAAGAUCGUGAGGCAUGAGGGCACUAGGACCCUGUGGAGCGGCCUCCCAGCCACCCUGGUGAUGACUGUGCCAGCUACUGCUGUCUACUUCACUGCCUACGACCAACUCAAGGCUUUCCUGUGUGGUCAGUCCUUGACCUCUGACCUCUAUGCACCCAUGGUGGCUGGUGCCCUCGCCCGCAUGGGCACUGUGACAGUGAUCAGCCCCUUGGAACUUGUGCGGACCAAGCUACAGGCUCAGCACGUGUCAUACCGGGAACUGGCUACCUGUGUUCAAGCUUCGGUGGCCCAGGGGGGCUGGCGCUCACUGUGGCUGGGCUGGGGUCCCACAGCCCUUCGAGAUGUGCCCUUCUCAGCUCUGUACUGGUUCAACUACGAGCUGGUGAAGAGCUGGCUGAACGGGCUAAGACCAAAGGACCAGACAUCCGUGGGCGUCAGCUUUGUGGCUGGUGGCAUCUCAGGAAUGGUGGCUGCCACCCUCACUCUACCCUUCGAUGUGGUGAAGACCCAGCGGCAGAUCGCACUGGGAGCAGUGGAGGCCAUGAGAGUGAAGCCCCCAAGAGUUGAUUCCACCUGGCUCCUGCUUCGAAGAAUCCGAGCUGAAUCGGGCACCAGGGGACUCUUUGCAGGUUUCCUCCCAAGGAUCAUCAAGGCCGCUCCCUCCUGUGCCAUCAUGAUCAGCACGUACGAGUUUGGCAAAAGCUUCUUCCAGAGGCUCAACCAGGAACAGCCUCUGGGCCACUGAAAGGCGAGGAACAACCAGCUCUUGCAUGGGUGGGGACAGAAGACUGAGCCAAGUGCCUUCCCUCCCAACCCAGUCAUCCAGUACCCCACAUUUCGACUCCUGCUGUUCCCUUUCCUUGUAUCUCCUUGAUGUUUGUUGUAGCUUGGCCCUGGGUAAUCAGGCUCUCGGGCCAGGCAGCCUUGUUUAUCCCCUGUCUAAAGAAGAUGACCUUCUGUGCA
This is a messenger RNA of Alexandromys fortis (reed vole), 1471 nucleotides long. It is a transcript of the gene Slc25a39, whose product is annotated as solute carrier family 25 member 39. The record is from RefSeq and is a predicted model, not a curated record. Gene Ontology annotation, biological process: mitochondrial transmembrane transport. Bases 174 to 1253 code for a protein of 359 amino acids. Lineage: Eukaryota; Metazoa; Chordata; Mammalia; Rodentia; Cricetidae. Gene Ontology annotation, cellular component: mitochondrion. The transcript is spliced from 11 exons.